AAAAACCCGAAAAAUCGAAAUCCUCGCCCGCCAUUAUUCCUCUUCCGAAAAUUUUCAGUAAAAGCGAGGGAAAACGAAAAGAAAUCUGAAAUUUGGAUUUCCUUUAUCCUGAAAAUCUAUCACUCUUUCUAAGAAAGGAUCAUAGAAACUCUGAAGCAAACAAGUGAAUCUGAUUUUUCGAUUUUUUCUUGUGGGUGCUUUUUUGGUCGAGCUUCUGGCUAUGGCGGUGGAGAGCAUGAAACAGACCAGAGAAACAACCAAUCGUCCUAAUACUGCUGCUGAAGUAAGGAUCGAAGGUUCCAUCAAUGGAAAAACUUGUCACCAGUGUCGUCAAAGGAGAAUGGAUUUGGUUGGAUCGUGCGUGACAAAGAAGCGAGACAAGACAUGUCCGAUGAAGUUCUGUCCCAAGUGCCUAUUGAACAGGUACGGAGAGAACGCUGAAGAAGUUGCGUCGAUGAAUGAUUGGGUUUGUCCCAAAUGCAGAGGCAAUUGCAAUUGUAGCCUCUGCAUGAAGAAACGGGGUCAGAGGCCUACAGGGAUAUUGGUACACACAGCUAAAGCAACUGGGUUCUCUUCUGUUUCGGAGCUUCUUAAAAAGGAAGGUGCUGAUAAAUUCUUCUACAAGAAGAAGGUGAAACCGGAAGACGAUGUUGUAGCUUCACUGCUGAAACUUGGGGAGGAGACUACUGUUGUGCAAAACCAUGUUGAGGUUAAAAAAUCGAAAAAAUCUAAACGUGAAGAGCUCAAGGAUGUAAAGAACGGCUGUGACGAGGAGAAUGCUGCAGUGAAAAAGAGCAAGAUCAUGAGAACAAAACCUGUUCUGAAGAAGAAAGAACAUCAGAGUGCUGAAGUGAAAAAGAGCAAGAUCACGAUAACGAAACCUGUUCUGAAAAAGAAAGAGCAUCAGAAUGCUGAAGUGCAAAAGAGCAAGAUCGCGAGAACUAAACCUGUUCUGAAAAAGAAAGAGCAUCAGAUUGAGGAGGUUAAACUACCUCAGGGCAUCGACUCAAUCACUGUUUCUGGCAUUGACUUGCCCCCUGAAGAUGCUGGAAACGUAUUUCAGUUUUUGGAGUUUUGUUCAGCUUUUGAAAAGGCUCUUGAUUUGAGGAAAGGUCAAGCUGUGUGUGUUAUACGUGAAAUGUUAUCCGGGAGAAGCAAAAGGAGACAACAACAUUCGACUCUUACCCAAAUGAUAAUCCAGUUACUCACUGUGAUAUUGGAAGAUAGAGGAGAAACAUCGGUUUGCCUGAGUGCAAAUGAUGAUAGCUGGUUCACCGCUAUUGGAGAAUGUCUUUUGGAAUCAGAAGUUCAGCUUGAUUAUUUUCCUCCUGAAAUGUUUCAAAAGGGCAUUGAUGCGUAUGAGAAGCUGGACUCAUCAAAAAGGCUUAACCUUUUGAAUUUCUUAUGCGAUGAGACCCUUGGCACAUCGGUGAUGAGGAAUUACAUUGAUGAAAUUGUUGGAAGGAAAAAAGAUAUUUUAUCUCAAGGAUGUGAUGAUAUUCUUAGAAUCAAACCGGUUGAAGUGGAUGAAAAUGGUUUUAGUCUCUGGAGAUUGAAGUCGUACAAUGAAGAACCAAACUUGUUGCUUCAAGAUUUUGGAAGUUGGAGUGAAGUUUGUCCUCAUGAAAAAUGGUAUGCUUUUAGCUCUGAGCAGAUACCAGAGUUAGAGAAGUACUUCUCUUUCAAAAGGAUGAAACAGCUCCAAGCAAAGAAGAAGUGAUGAUUUGCUUUUUGGCUACGAACAAGUAAGAACAUGAUUCUGAUAAGAAGAGGUAAAAAACGGCUAACUCAAACUCUUUUAAACAUGCGAUUUUAAAUUGCAUCUGAGUAUAUGAAUUGUUGUUGUUAACAAGCUCUGUUUGUAACUUAUUAUGUUAAAAACCAUUCCAACUUUCUUGGAGACGAUCAUGAUAGUUGGGAGUUUAUUGUAAGGUCCAAAGAAUGUAUGAAAAUGAGACCAGAUUCUAUAAUAUUUGUAUUUUGAUUGUAUUUUCAGUUUUUGUAAUGUCGGUCCUCUUUUUUGGUU
Eutrema salsugineum is the source of this 2026-nucleotide messenger RNA. RefSeq lists its product as uncharacterized. The transcript is spliced from 11 exons. Gene Ontology annotation, biological process: regulation of DNA-templated transcription. Gene Ontology annotation, cellular component: nucleus. The coding region runs from base 221 to 1720 and encodes 499 amino acids. Lineage: Eukaryota; Viridiplantae; Streptophyta; Magnoliopsida; Brassicales; Brassicaceae. The record is from RefSeq and is a predicted model, not a curated record.